Molecule: messenger RNA, 1738 nt
Organism: Anopheles stephensi (Asian malaria mosquito)
Lineage: Eukaryota; Metazoa; Arthropoda; Insecta; Diptera; Culicidae
Exons: 3
Coding region: 113-1618 (501 amino acids)
Source: RefSeq, a predicted model, not a curated record
CACACAUGGGCACAGCACCGAGCGGCACCCACACAGGAUGCUCCGGGGGACCGGACUAUAAAUGGAGCACGCAAUGAGUGAGACCGACCAAAAGUAGCAGCAAUUCUGCAACAUGAAGGCGUUCUGCUUCACUUUAACGAUUCUCUGCGCCGUCCAGAGUAUUCUGGCGUACCCGCGGCCAGACUUCGCCAUCAAUGGAGCAGUGUCGGGCUCAGGUCAGGUCAAGACCGCGUCACUUGAUUUAGGCACGGAGGUCGCCAAAACCGGACAACGUUCAGUUGAUUUAGCCUCGGGAUACACGCUGCUGACGACAAUCAGCGCGAACCUGGAGGCGAUCGGUGAUGCGAUCGCUGCGCCCGGCGUUGACCUCGCCACCGCACUUAACAGCCUCGCCGGCGACAUGGUCGGCCCGGUUGCGAUUGCGUUCGACGGAGUGAUUGCCAAGGUGGAUGCGUUCACCGCCGUGCUGAGCGGUACGUUCGACGGUAAGCUGGCAGCCAUCGAAACCGACACUGGCGUCUACAUCGGCAAGCAGUUCGCCGAUGCGUUCAGGGCGACCGGAACCACGCUAAACCAGCUCAAGACGGCACUGACCACGCUCAAGUCGGACGUCCAGGCCGCCCGGACCGCAGCCGGCUCCUCGUCGACCGUAUCGAGCGCAAUCAUCCGUUCCAAGAUUCCGACCAGAUCGGUCAACAAUGUGCUCACGCAGAUCCGUCAGCUGCGCGCCACCGUGCCGCUCAUCACGUUCGUCGUCAACAGCUCGCUCGACAACCUGAAGAUGGUGGACGAUUUCAUCAUCGCGAUGAAGGAGGAGGUGGUGAGAGGAGCGGCUGCGUACGUCACGUCGUUCGAAGCGUUCAAGAUUAACCUGGAGGCCGAGCCGAACAACAUUAAGACCAAGGUGGAGACCGGUCUCGGCGAACCGAUCGCCAACCUCAUUUCCACCAUCAAGAACGAACUGGACACGGUCGCGAAGUUCACGGAGGAUCUUGCACCUAAGGUCACCGCACUGGAAACGGUCUUCACCACCUCGGUGACGGCCAAGCUCUCGUCCAUCUCGAACGCAUUCGGCACGUACUCGAGCAACGUGCCAACGCUGAUCGAAAACCUGCAGGUCUCCCUCGGCGAAUCGCUGUGCAGCCCGAUCAAGGCCGUGUCGCUGGUGCAAAUCGCCAACGCUGGCUUCUCGGACUUCUGCUUCAGCAAGUACUCGCCGCGCGUGUUCGCCCAGGUGUCGCUCACGAUCGACGCGUUCGACGUGUGCUUCGAGAAGGAGGUCUCCCGUCUGUUGUUCCUCGAGACCGUUAUCCUGAGCAUCGCCGAACAGAUCGCGUACAACGUGGCCGACCUGUUCGACAACCUGUCGAUCUGUCUGGCCCUGCCCGAUGCCAACAAGGGUGCCUGCUUCACCAUGCUUACUCCGUACUACGAUAAUCUGGCCACGAAGUCCGAGGCUCAUCUUUCGACGGUCGCCAACCUGGUGGCAGCGGAAACCAAGGCCAGCUUCAACCGUCUCGGUGCCUGCCUGCACAACUCACUGUCCGCCACCACGCUGGCCGCUACCGACAUCGCCUCCCUUGCCAGCUCCUGCCUGACGAGUGGCCCCCAGCCUUAAGCAACUCCUUUAAUAACCUUAUUACGCCAAAACUAAGAAACACACGCACAGCGCGAGACAUGCGAGAUGGUUCAAUCAGUGGAAAAUAUAGUUGAAAGAUAACGUGCACCAAAAAAAAAA